UAUAAAUUCGGUUUCUUUACUCCCUCGCUCUACUCUCUACAACGGCUACGCUCUCUCCCUCUGGCUCUCGGUCUCGCUCUCCGGUUCUGCAUCGUGAGAGUCUGAGUUGAAAAUGGCGAUUCGUUUAGGGUUUCGCGUGCGGAUUUCGCUGUUCCAGGUAUUGUUUCUUGUAUUUAUAAUAAGUGCAGAGAGGUCUGACACCCGAUUUCUUUUGACAUCCAAUGCCUCAGCUGGGGAAAGACAUUCUGAAGAAUAUUGUGCAAUGUAUGAUAUUUGUGGGAAGCGUAGUGAUGGAAAAGUAUUGAACUGUCCUUAUGGUUCCCCAUCUGUGAAGCCAGAUGAUCUGCUUUCAUCAAAGAUCCAAAGUAUGUGUCCAACCAUCAGUGGUAAUGUUUGUUGUACAGAAGCUCAAUUUGACACAUUACGGACACAAGUCCAACAAGCAAUUCCUUUUCUUGUAGGCUGUCCAGCAUGCCUGAGGAAUUUUUUGAAUUUGUUCUGUGAGCUUACCUGCUCUCCCAAUCAGAGUUUAUUUAUCAAUGUGACUUCUGUUUCCAAGGUUAAUAACAAUUUGACUGUGGAUGGGAUUGAAUUUAUUAUAACUGAUGCUUUUGGUGAAGGGUUGUAUAACUCUUGUAAGGAUGUAAAGUUUGGUACAAUGAAUACUCGAGCAAUUGACUUUAUUGGUGCUGGAGCUAAAACUUUUAAAGAAUGGUUUGCUUUUAUUGGUACACGUGCAGCCCCCAGUGUGCCAGGUUCACCAUAUGCCAUUAAUUUCCAACCAAGUAUUGCUGAGUCAUCUGGGAUGAAACCUAUGAAUGUAUCCACAUAUUCAUGUGGUGACAAUUCACUGGGAUGUUCUUGUGGUGAUUGCCCUUCAGCUUCUGUCUGCUCUGGUUAUGCUCCUCCUUCCCUACACAAAGAGGGUUCAUGUUCAGUGAGAAUUGGGUCCCUUAAGGCCAAAUGCAUUGAAUUUUCUUUGGCAAUCCUAUAUAUCAUACUGGUUACUAUCUUUUUUGGAUGGGGUUUGUUUCAUCGAACUAGAGAAAGGAACCCAGCUCCUAGAAUGAAACCAAUGCUAAAUGUCAUGGAUGGUAGUGAGCUCCAUUCCAUGAACAGGCCAAAGGAUGAGAAUCUCUCUUCACAGAUGCUUGAGGAUGUUCCCCAAAUUAGAAAUGGGGUUCAACUUUCAAUUGUGCAAGGAUACAUGUCAAACUUUUACAGGAGAUAUGGAACAUGGGUCGCUAGACAUCCCACCAUCAUGUUGUGUUCGUCAUUGGCUAUAGUUCUUGUACUUUGUUUAGGUCUAAUUCGUUUUAAGGUGGAGACACGACCUGAGAAGCUAUGGGUGGGUCCUGGGAGUAAAGCUGCAGAAGAGAAACAAUUUUUUGAUAGCCACCUAGCUCCUUUUUACAGAAUUGAACAGCUCGUAUUAGCGACAAUUCCAGAUGCAAAUGGCAUAUCACCAAGUAUUGUGACAGAGAACAAUAUCAAGUUACUUUUUGAAAUACAAAAGAAGGUUGAUGGUCUUCGUGCAAAUUUUUCUGGUUCUAUGAUAUCUCUGACUGACAUUUGCAUGAAGCCACUUGGCCAGGAUUGUGCCACUCAAAGUGUUCUACAGUAUUUCAAAAUGGAUUCCAGAAAUUAUGAUGAUUAUGGAGGAGUUCAACAUGUUGAAUAUUGCUUUCAGCAUUAUACAUCUGCAGAUACAUGUAUGAGUGCAUUUAAAGCACCACUAGAUCCUAGCACUGCACUAGGGGGUUUCUCUGGGAAUAAUUAUUCUGAGGCUUCUGCAUUUAUAGUAACGUAUCCUGUGAAUAAUGCAAUUGACAAAGAAGGCAAUGAAACUGGGAAAGCAGUGGCUUGGGAAAAGGCCUUCAUUCAGAUAGUGAAGGAUGAUCUAUUGCCAAUGAUGCAAUCUAAAAAUCUAACGCUUUCCUUUUCAUCCGAAAGCUCAAUUGAGGAGGAAUUAAAAAGAGAAAGUACUGCAGAUGCCAUAACUAUAUCGAUAAGCUAUCUCGUUAUGUUUGCUUACAUAUCUUUGACUUUGGGUGAUACACCUCGUCUAUCUUCUUUUUACAUUUCAUCCAAGAUAUUCCUUGGUCUUGCAGGAGUUAUGCUUGUCAUGCUCUCUGUUCUUGGAUCAGUUGGAUUCUUCAGUGCCAUCGGAGUGAAAUCUACACUAAUCAUUAUGGAGGUCAUUCCUUUUCUUGUUCUGGCCGUUGGUGUUGAUAACAUGUGUAUACUGGUACAUGCUGUUAAACGGCAACCAUUGGAGUUGCCUUUGGAAGGACGAAUAAGUAAUGCACUUGUGGAAGUUGGACCAUCCAUAACACUUGCUAGCCUUGCUGAGGUUUUAGCAUUUGCUGUUGGAACUUUUAUUCCUAUGCCAGCAUGCCGUGUGUUCUCUAUGUUUGCUGCAUUGGCCGUUCUUUUGGACUUCCUUCUGCAAGUUACUGCAUUUGUUGCAUUAAUCGUUUUUGAUUUUUUGAGAGCUGAGGAUAGAAGAAUUGAUUGUUUUCCCUGUAUAAAAAUUUCUUCAUCAUAUGCUGAUUCAGAUAAAGGUAUUGGUCAGAGAAAACCUGGACUGCUGGCACGAUAUAUGAAGGAGGUCCAUGCACCUAUUCUCAGUCUUUGGGGAGUCAAAUUAGUUGUCAUUUCCGUCUUUGUGGCUUUUGCAUUGGCUAGCAUUGCAUUAUGUACAAGAAUCGAACCUGGUUUGGAACAGAAGAUUGUUCUUCCUCGGGACUCAUAUCUUCAGGGGUAUUUCAAUAAUGUUUCAGAGUAUCUCAGAAUUGGACCACCUCUAUAUUUUGUUGUGAAGAACUAUAAUUAUAGCUCAGAGUCAAGACAUACAAAUCAGUUGUGCUCCAUCAGCCAAUGUAAUUCAGACUCUCUUUUAAACGAGAUUGCAAGAGCAUCCUUAAUACCAGAAUCAAGCUACAUAGCUAAGCCAGCUGCUUCUUGGCUUGAUGAUUUUCUUGUAUGGAUAUCACCAGAAGCUUUUGGUUGCUGUCGGAAGUUCACAAAUGGGAGUUACUGUCCCCCUAAUGAUCAGCCUCCUUGCUGUGCUUCUGAAGAUGGUUCUUGUUAUCUGAAUGGAUUAUGCAAGGAUUGCACCACGUGUUUUCGUCACUCAGAUCUGUAUAAUGAUCGUCCAUCUACGGCUCAAUUUAGAGAGAAACUUCCAUGGUUCCUUGCUGCUCUACCUUCUGCUGAUUGUUCUAAAGGUGGACAUGGGGCUUACACCAGCAGUGUGGAAUUGAAAGGCUUUGAGAGUGGAAUUAUUCAAGCAUCAAGUUUUCGUACAUAUCACACCCCCCUCAACAAGCAAAUUGACUAUGUUAAUUCAAUGAGGGCUGCACGAGAGUUCACGUCAAGGGUUUCUGAUUCUUUGAAGAUUCAGAUCUUUCCUUAUUCAGUGUUUUAUAUGUUUUUCGAGCAAUACCUUGACAUAUGGAGGACAGCAUUGAUCAACCUUGCUAUUGCUAUUGGUGCGGUAUUUAUUGUCUGCUUAGUUAUCACGUGCAGUUUAUGGAGCUCAGCAAUCAUUUUACUAGUAUUGGCAAUGAUUGUUGUGGAUCUUAUGGGAGUAAUGGCAAUUUUGAAUAUCCAACUGAAUGCACUCUCUGUUGUGAACCUUGUAAUGGCAGUGGGCAUUGCUGUUGAGUUUUGUGUGCAUAUAACACAUGCUUUCUCGGUAAGCAGUGGAGAUAGAAACCAACGCAUGAAGGAGGCUUUGGGUACAAUGGGUGCUUCUGUCUUCAGUGGGAUUACACUCACAAAGCUAGUUGGAGUUAUCGUUCUUUGCUUCUCCAGGACUGAAGUUUUUGUGGUGUAUUACUUCCAAAUGUACCUGGCCCUGGUCCUUCUUGGCUUUUUGCAUGGGCUUGUAUUUUUACCUGUUGUAUUGAGCAUGUGUGGUCCGCCUUCAAGAUGUGUGUUAAUAGACAAGCGAGAAGAUCAGCCAUCUCCAUCAUCGCAGCUAUAAGUAGCUGUUAUGGAGCACCAAAAGAGCUCUUUUUGUAGGGUUAGAAUCCUGUUGUUUUAAUAUUUUGCUAUUGAAUGUAUAAUCAGUGUAAGGACCUAUUGAACUAGCUUUGUCAUGUGUAAAUUAUAAAUAUGAUAUUCCGAAAAGAAAAAGGAAAAAUAUAUUGUCAUAUGGUGAGAGAAGGUAGCUCGGGAGGAGGAGUAAGGCCUUUCUCUGAGGCCCAAGGCCUAGCCCGGCCUAGAGCAGGCCAGGCCUAAGCCUACUACCGCUGGGAAAGGUUCAGCCCAAUUCCCAUCUCCCGUUGACAUUCCCCAGUCCAUCUCCCAUCUCAAGGUUUUUAAAUAUUC
Messenger RNA from Vitis riparia (riverbank grape), 4338 nucleotides. Its product is annotated as NPC intracellular cholesterol transporter 1. Gene Ontology annotation, cellular component: membrane. Bases 113 to 3991 code for a protein of 1292 amino acids. The record is from RefSeq and is a predicted model, not a curated record. The transcript is spliced from 39 exons. Gene Ontology annotation, molecular function: lipid carrier activity. NCBI's taxonomy places the organism in Eukaryota, Viridiplantae, Streptophyta, Magnoliopsida, Vitales, Vitaceae.